Tarenaya hassleriana is the source of this 1767-nucleotide messenger RNA. RefSeq names its product protein NUCLEAR FUSION DEFECTIVE 4. Gene Ontology annotation, cellular component: membrane. Lineage: Eukaryota; Viridiplantae; Streptophyta; Magnoliopsida; Brassicales; Cleomaceae. The record is from RefSeq and is a predicted model, not a curated record. The coding region runs from base 31 to 1707 and encodes 558 amino acids. The transcript has 3 exons.
UUUCAGGGCAAACCCCUCACGACGGAGACAAUGCAACCACCGAUCACGACAAAACCUCCGGCGACGGCGGAGAAAUCUCCGGCGCCGGAGCCUCCGCGGUUCCGGGAAAUGCUAAUGUGGUGGCGGAGAUGGACGGUGCUGGUGGCGGCGAUUUGGAUUCAGGCCUCCACGGGGACGAACUUUGAUUUCUCAGCUUAUUCCUCGGACCUGAAAUCCGUUCUGCAGAUUUCUCAGUCGAGACUGAAUUAUCUGGCGGUGGCUUCGGACUUGGGCAAGGCUCUGGGCUGGUCCUCCGGCUUCGCUCUGUCGUAUUUCCCGCUCUCCGGCGUCCUCUUCGCCGCCGCGGCCAUGGGUCUCGUCGGUUACGGCGUCCAAUGGUUCGUCAUCUCCAAUUUCAUCACUCUGCCUUAUUUUCUGGUUUUGGUAAGCUGUUCGUUAGCAGGGCUAAGCAUCUGCUGGUUCAACACGGUCUGCUUCGUUCUCUGCAUUCAGCAUUUCACAUCAAGCCAUUCUCUCGCCCUUUCUCUCGUAGUCAGCUUCAAUGGCGUCAGCCCUGCUUUAUACAACCUCGUUCACGAAUCGAUCAGCCCUUCCUCGGCAUCUUCCCUCUACCUUCUCUUGAACUCUCUCGUCCCGUUCUUCGUCUCGGCCCUCGCCCUUUACCCCGUCACGACGAAACCCUCUCUAGACACGUCUCCGAGCCACGGGAUUUCCCGACACGACAGUCACGUGUUUGUCUCUUUGAAUGUCUUGGCCCUCAUCACUUGCUUCUACCUCCUCUUCCCUAUAUCUUUGUCCCCUCCUCUUCAUCUCCUCGGGGCGAUUCUCCUCCUCGUUCUCCCCUUGUCGAUUCCCGUUCUUGUUUUCGCCUUCGAUUACCUUCUUCGCGAUUCUUGCCUCGGUCAUCAAAGCUCAGGAUAUGUGAUUGUCGAUAUGGACGAGCCGGAGAUUCUUAAAGGGUUAGCUUCUGAUCUGUCGUCGGAUCGGAAGAGAAGAGAGGAGAUAGAGAUAGUGAAGAUCGGGGAUGAACACUCGUUGUCGUUGCUUAUACGAAGAAUCGAGUUUUGGUUAUAUUACUUAGCGUAUUUUUGCGGAGGAACCAUCGGUCUUGUUUACAGCAACAACUUGGGACAGAUCGCUCAGUCUUUAGGACAGAGCAGUUCGGAUGCCAAGACCCUUGUCACGGUUUUCUCGUCAUUCUCCUUCUUCGGAAGACUGCUCUCGUCCGCUCCGGAUUUUACUCGAAAGAAAUUUGAAUUGACAAGAACUGGUUGGUUUACCAUCGCUCUCAUACCGACCCCUAUCGCAUUCUUCAUCCUGGCUUCAUCUCCGACAUGUCGAAUGACGAUUCAGACAGCAACUGCCAUGAUUGGUCUGAGCUCGGGCUUCAUCUUCGCAUCGGCUGUCUCCAUUACUUCCGAUCUCUUCGGCCGCAACAGCGUAGGUGUAAACCAGAACAUUCUCAUCACCAACAUUCCCAUUGGCUCUUUCGUAUACGGUUAUAUAGCUUCGUAUUUAUACGAAUCGAAUACGAAUUCCGGAACGAAAUCUGUGGUUUCGGAUUCGGUUGUUUGCGUUGGUAAAGAAUGUUACUUAAGAACGUUCCUCGUGUGGGGAUGCUUGUCAGUUUUCGGUCUCGUUUCUAGCUUCUUGCUCUUUGUUAAAACCAGAUCGGUUUAUCACCGGUUAGAUCAAAACCGGUUUUAAACCGGGUUUUUAAUGGAUAGGUUUCACCAGCAAUGUAGUUACUGUCUCCGGUUCCGACAU